AGAACCUGGAAGUUAUUACGGAUAAAGACGAGCGAAAACCAGAUAUUAAUACCCAACCUUCCGAUAUCAUCACUCCACGUAGUCUUGAAACAGGUGGUUCAUUCCCCGACGAGAUCGUUAUUUUCCACCUUCUCUUCCUGGCGCUGAUCCCAUCGGUCAACGACGCAUCACACAGGACCAGCACACAAUCAAUCUGUUUUCGGAGUUGCUAUCGUCUGCAUCGUCAACAUCCAAAAUGGCCGACAACACCGAGAAGACCGGCCCAACUCCCCCCGUCUCCUUCACGAGACUUAAGCAGAUUGCCACCGAUGCUUGCAACAGUGCAAUCGGGAAUGCUGAAUAUUACGACCACGCCAAAACCCUUGAGUGGAAUAACACGAUUAUUUCGACGAUUCUCAAGGCCGUAAUCUCCGAAGCCACCCCGGCCAACGGUUCAUCGCCCGGAUACAAGUUCGCAUGCAACAGCACCAUCGUGCAGCACCUGGUCCCGACGUCUGCGUUGAACAAGUCGAAGGGCACCGAUGCCGCCAUAGAAGAACCCCAGAUCUCUACUAGUGAAGAUCCGUCGUCCGGCACCGCAACGGCGACGGAUGGCAAGCCUCACGUCGGACGACGAGGCAUGCAUUCUGCAACCGGUGCUUAUUGGGACGAGAAAAAGGAUGGCAUGUGGUCGUACAAAUACGACGGAGGCGAAUCCAAGGGUAUGGACGUGGUCGUCAUGCUUAUCUGGAUUGCGAUCUGAGCCCAUGCGACGCGAGCCCCAUCGCUUCCCCACUUUGAUUCAUGCCGCGCCACUCGUUGUCGGAGGAGUAUAUUGCGGCCUGUAUUGCUUUGUCAACUCCACGCAUGCGUACACUCUUCCUCUCAGGACGUGGCCAUGUGUCCCAUGCUAUUGAGGUGGAAGCUAUGGUUGUGAAAAACUGGCCUCUCAAGGCAGAGUCGGAACGGCUGUUCUGGAUGAAAAGGGUUCCAGUCGGCCUGAGUUCAGCCGGGUCCGUGUCUGCGUCGGGCAGAC
Molecule: messenger RNA, 1015 nt
Organism: Sodiomyces alkalinus F11
Lineage: Eukaryota; Fungi; Ascomycota; Sordariomycetes; Glomerellales; Plectosphaerellaceae
Exons: 4
Coding region: 236-742 (168 amino acids)
Biological process (GO): microtubule-based movement
Cellular component (GO): cytoplasm; cytoplasmic dynein complex
Molecular function (GO): dynein intermediate chain binding
Source: RefSeq, a predicted model, not a curated record